Molecule: messenger RNA, 1391 nt
Organism: Cladocopium goreaui
Lineage: Eukaryota; Dinophyceae; Suessiales; Symbiodiniaceae
Source: the annotation of a GenBank genome assembly
AAACAAACUCCAGCGCCAUGUCGGGCACAUACCCGCGCGGCUCUUCCGGCGGAGAGCUGUCUCCGGGCACCCGUGUCAUGGUCGUCGGGAUCAGGUCGGAAAGAGAGAUCAACGGCAAGGAAGGCACUUGUGUAGAAUGGUGUCCCGAGACUGGCCGGGUACAUGUACAACUCGAAGAUUGUCUCAAGGCUUUGCGGCCGCGUAAUCUGAAAGUAAUGCGAUCCCUGCAUGAUGUCAAUGAGAUGAUGGAUCGAGUGCUUCAAGUCUUCGAAGGCAAUGGGGAUGGUGUAUUGGAUGUAAACGAAUUCGAGAGAUGCCUGGAAGGCAUCGGCUUGGGGAAAGAGUAUGUGAUAGCCUUCCAGAUGGCAAUGGACAAAGAUCACGACUUCGAGAUCGACUACGCUGAAUUUACUCACUGGGCACUAGGCACAAAUGCUCCUGGACACCGGUCUCGCUUAGACCUCUACUGGCCAAAGAAGCGUCAAGAGCCGCAGCCUGUAGACGACGAUGACGCUGACUACACUAUCCCAGAACAUGAUGAAGAGCUAACUGAGAAAGACAUCGUCAAGAUUCUGCGCCGACCGCUACCUGACGAUUGGCCAAGCCAUGGGAUCGCUAUCGUCAACAAUGCCAGGGCUCGAUUUCCAUACUUUCCAGUGGCUAUUUGGUUGCAAGGCAAUGUAUGGUCUAUGAAGCGCAAUGAAUACAUCGGCGGCCGGGUACUUGCGGACAUCCGUUCCUCUGGAGCAAAGGAGGUCCACCCAUGCCGGACAACCCCCCUACGUGCUUCCGGGGAGGCAUUUCCUGCGAUCUAUCGAAACAUUUCACCAGAGGGGGAACUUUUCGUGUACGAGCUGAGCGAGGAUGGAAGCUUUGGGGGCAUGCGUGAUCGCAAACUGCCUCCCCUGGGCAUUAUCCCCAAAGGAGAUAUGUUCACUGUUUAUGAAGUGCUGCGGGGAGCCGAAUACGGGUUCUGCUUCGGCCGAAUCAAAUACAAGGGCCAGGAGAAACCUUCUACGUGGGUAGUUCUGGGUCUUCUCGUCGAACGAGGCAGCGACUGGUCAAUGCCAGACUCGGAACGACAUCCGCGAGAUUUGACCUUCUCAGACGCUGAACGCAUGAACUCUCUUUGGUGAACUGUUUCGUACGUAUCCUACGUGUCAUCCUACGUGUAGCACGUGUACUACGAAGUGUACUAUAGUGUUUCAGAUUGUUUCAGGCUUUUGCCCUCAGCUCUCCAGUCAAAGACUGCUCCAGAGCCUUUCGCACCAGUUCUGCAGAGCAGUUUCUUGGUGUUUUUCCAUGCCCACAAGGGCCGUGGACAAGUGAAUUUGGGUGGAGGUGCCACCUCCCAGAGACAGAUUCGAUGAAAAUAAUUGAAAAUAGCAUUG